Molecule: messenger RNA, 1560 nt
Organism: Fomitopsis serialis
Lineage: Eukaryota; Fungi; Basidiomycota; Agaricomycetes; Polyporales; Fomitopsidaceae
Exons: 2
Coding region: 485-1477 (330 amino acids)
Source: RefSeq, a predicted model, not a curated record
CCCGCCCACCCCUUGCACGCCCACCCCCAAUCACACCCCCAAUCACAUCCACAACCGCGCUCGCACCGCAGACGAUGCCAACGUGCCCGUCCUCGACAUCCGCGCGCCCUCCCCCGUGUCGGCGUCUGCACCUGUGUUCUUCGCGGAUGCGGGCCGCGCACUGUCCCCGACGCCGACGAGGCGCGUGAGGUUCUCGAGCGAGUCGACGCUCGCGUCGGUCUGCACGACCCAUUCCAGGGAGGCGUACGACCGCUCGCCGAUCGUGGAGGUCCCCGCGGGGCUCGAGGGCAGCCCGAACAAGCGAGAGAGGAGGGGCGAGAGGGAGAGGGAGCGGGAGAGGGCGCGGGCGCCGAGAGGGGAAGUAUUUCCGGUGUCGUUCUCCACGCCGAACUUGGGCGCGGGCUCGAGCCCCGGAAAGCAGGAGUGCAGGCGGGAGCGCAGGCCGUCUCUCCGCCUGCAGUCCGCGAGCCGUUCGUUCGUCGGGAUGUCCAUCGAGGAGGAGACUGAGGAGGAGGACCGCCCUCGGCCUGCCGCGCUGACGCCGCUGACGAGGUCCUACUGCGAGCGGGGGCGGAAGCGGCCUAAGCCACGUACGCGGCCCUCGACGGAUUCCUCGCGUGCAAUCUGUGGCGGGGUUGUGGGGCGCGGUGUGGACGGUCCCUUUGACGACGCGGACCUACCGUCGUACGCUGAAGCGCGGACCGCACACCCGCCCGUAUACGGGACUCGCUUCUGGAAUACGCCUCCGCGCGCAGCGCCUGGCGGCCCGCCCGGCGACUCCUUCCUCAGCCUCGACUAUAGCGACGACGAAGACAUCGACGAGGGUCUCCACACCGCCAUGUUCGUCCACGGCCGGCGCGCCUCCGAACGCACCGCCUCUGCCGCGCGCACCGACGCGCUCUUCUUCACGCUCCAGCCCGCGGACGGCGACGGAGACGACGUCGACGAGGCAGGCUGGGAGGCGUACGGCCUCGCACAGACGGAGGGCAAGCGCGAGCGCGCACGGGAGCGACGGGAGCGCCGCGCGCUCCUGGCAGCGUUCCCGGAACCGCCCCGCUCGAUGCCUACACCCUCGCCCACGCCCGCACCCAAGCUGGGCAUGCUCAAGCACCGCGCGAUCUCGGAGUGGGUCAAGGAGUCCACGGCGUCCGUGUCGGUCUCGUCGGUGUGCGAAUCCGCGGCGUCCUCCGUGGAGGAGUCGCUCGGCACGGACUCGAGGCUGGGCCACGAGCACGGGCACGACCGCAGCGGGAACCCGAGCCCGCUCAGCUGGCAGCACGGGACAAGCACAGCGAACACGACCCCCGAGCUCACGCCGCCACGGGCGCAGCGCGCCAGGGGGAGGGGCGCGUGCGGGCGCAGGAUGACGGGGAGGGAGAAGCUGCUGCCGCUUGUGCCGUAUGAGGAGCUGGACCAACCAUUUCGGUUCGAGCGGCAUCCAUAUGCUGCGGCUGCGUUGAACGCGGAGAAGUGGUGAGGCCCUUGAGGGGCUGGUAUGCGAGAGAGAGCUUAAGAUAUGAUCUAUGAUAUAUGUAUGGCCUCUUAUGAAGGUUUCCUUGA